This is a messenger RNA of Penicillium roqueforti, 1533 nucleotides long. Its product is annotated as putative MFS transporter. Gene Ontology annotation, cellular component: membrane. The record is from RefSeq and is a predicted model, not a curated record. Gene Ontology annotation, molecular function: transmembrane transporter activity. NCBI's taxonomy places the organism in Eukaryota, Fungi, Ascomycota, Eurotiomycetes, Eurotiales, Aspergillaceae. The transcript is spliced from 3 exons. Gene Ontology annotation, biological process: transmembrane transport. The coding region runs from base 1 to 1533 and encodes 510 amino acids.
AUGGCCGGAACUGAAGAUGCCAUCACCGAGGCGGAGUUGGGGAUGAAGAUGGACUUGAGCCAUGAGGAAGUUGUCCAUAUGGCAGAGUUGACCGAGGAGGAGAAAGUUAUCGAGAAGGCAUUGCGCAAGCGCAUUGAUGCCCUGAUCAUGCCACUGGCUAUUCUGGUCUACCUCAUGAAUUAUAUCGAUCGCAACAAUUACGCAGCAGCAAAGCUCCAAGGUCUCGAAGAAGAUCUCAAACUUGACGAUACAAAGUACCAAACCGGUCUCUCUAUUCUCUUCGUUGGAUAUAUUCUCAUGCAAGUGCCUUCGAACAUGCUCCUAAACUACAUGGGUCGGCCAUCCCUGUACAUCGGUUUCUUCGUCUGCGCUUGGGGCCUGGUAUCGGCGGUGACAAGUCAAGUCUCAAGCUAUGGAGGCAUUGUGGCCUGCCGAUUCAUUCUUGGUUUGGUCGAAGCGCCCUUCUUCUGUGCCAUUCUCUUCUAUCUGUCUAAAUGGUAUACCAAGAAGGAAUUGGCGUUUCGAAUGAGUAUUUUCUACUCCGGCUCCCUGCUGAGUGGCGCUUUCGGAAAUCUCAUCGCUGCGGGUAUUCUCAACGGCCUCAGAGGCCACCGAGGACUUUCCGCAUGGCAAUGGCUCUAUAUUAUUGAAGGUUCUAUCACAUGCGCUAUCGGACUGGUCAUUUGCGUCGUUCUACCCGACUUUCCGGAGACAUGGAAGCUUUUGUCCCCCGAGAUGCGCAAAGUUGCCCAGCGGCGUCUUGCCAUUGAGGCUGGCCAGGCCGAUGUGGAUGAAGGGGGUGGCAGAAGCCAGGUUGAGGGGUUCAGACUCGCCAUGACCGACAUCAAGACAUAUGUAUUCGCCUUGGCAUAUAUGUGCAUCACCGGAGCGGCGGGUUUCCAGAACUUCUUCCCGACAUUGGUCAAGACUCUCGACUUGCCGGAAACCAUCACCCUGGUGCUGGUGGCGCCCCCCUAUCUCUUCAUGGUUGUAUAUUCUCUUUGUCACUCCAUGGCCUCUGAUAGAUUGGAGAAGAGAUUCUGGUUCUUCAUCUACCCGAUCCCAAUCACCAUCAUUGGGUUCGUUAUUUUCAUGAAAACCGAUUCUUUUGGACCACGAUACUUCUCAUUCUUCUUGAUGGUCUUCGUCUUCGCCCAGAAUGGAACUCUCUAUUCCUGGCUCGCGAGCUCCAUUCCUCGUCCACCGGCCAAGCGUGCUGUCGCCUUUGCAUUUUUCAACUCAAUUGGAAAUAGCGCUUCAAUUUGGACCCCUUAUACGUACCUCGACAAAGAGAAACCACACUACCCCAUGGCUAUGGGUGUUUGCAUUGCGCUACAGAUAAUUGCUGGUCUUGCGGCUCUCUUCUUAUACUUCAACUUGCGCAUGCUCAACAAACGCCAGGAGCGUAUGGAAAAUGAGGAAAUGCAGCUUUCCGAGAAGGAUAUUCGUCGGCUGCAGGCUACUGCUGAUAUAGAGGGGAUUGAUAUUUCCGCUGCUAGACGGCUGCAGAAGGGAUUCCGCUAUGUAUUGUAG